Messenger RNA from Peniophora sp. CBMAI 1063, 1254 nucleotides. The record is from the annotation of a GenBank genome assembly. NCBI's taxonomy places the organism in Eukaryota, Fungi, Basidiomycota, Agaricomycetes, Russulales, Peniophoraceae.
AUGUCCGACAAACUCAAUGUACUGAUGUGCGGCUCGGGUGAGUAUACCACGGGAUGGACGGGAUCUGGAGCCUCCAAGUCGGAUAAGAAGAUCGGCGUCGUCGGUCUUACUCUCUUUGAUUUGCGCCGUCUUGGGAAGGUCGAUAAGCUCGGCAUGGCUGCAGUUACUGGAUCCAAGUACCCCGCCAUUCGUGAACACUUGCAGGAGAAUAUCGGGAACGUGUACAAGGGCAUGGAUACUUCCUUCGACUCCUUCCCCGACAAUGACAAGGUCGACCCAGAAUCCUACAAGACCGCCAUCGACAAGAUGUCGCCCGGCGAGGCCGUCAUCAUCUUCACACCGGACAGCACGCACUACCCGAUCGCGAAAUACGCCCUGGAGCGCAAGAUGCACGUUCUUGUCACGAAGCCCGCAACACAACUCCUGUCGCACCACUCCGACCUUAUUCAGCUAGCGAAGGAGAACGGCGUCGUGUGUAUGGUUGAGCACCACAAGCGUUUCGACCCCGCAUACAGCGAUGCGCGUGCGCGUGCGGCUGCGCUCGGCGAGUUUAACUUCUUCAAUGCGUGGAUGAGCCAGCCGAAGAGCCAGCUUGAGACGUUCCGCGCGUGGGCAGGGAAGGACUCGGAUAUCAGCUAUUACUUGUCCAGCCACCAUAUAGAUAUUUGCUGCUGGAUCCUCCAAGACAAGGCAGUACCUACACGCGUCGUGGCGAGCGCAGCGACUGGCAUCGCGACCAGCGAGCCAUACAACUGUGUUCCUCAAACUGAAGACACGAUCACGCUUCUCGUCGACUGGCAGUCUCUGGGUAGCUCAAAACACAAGGGCACUGCUGUUUACACCGCGUCAUGGACCGCACCUCUCAAAUCGGGCGUGCACUCUGCGCAGCACUGGUACUAUAUGGCUGAGAAGGGUGAGAUCAACGUCGACCAGGCGCACCGUGGCUACGACGUGACUGUCGAUGACACGGGCAAGUCAUGGUUCAACCCAUUCUACAUGAAGUACUCUCCCUCCGCCGACGGUUACUUCGAUGGUCAACGUGGCUACGGUUACGUCUCGAUUGAGAAGUUUGUGGACGCGGCCCGUGCGGUCAACAGCGGCGCAAAUACUGCAGCAGACUUCGAUGCGCAAGGCCUGCCGACGAUUGCCAACACUGUGCUCACCACCGCCAUCCUCAAUGCUGGCCGCAUCUCGCUCGACGAGAAACGCGCCGUUAACAUCAAGAAGGAUGGGGACCAGUGGGUGCUUGAGUAG